AUGGGCAGAUCAUCGUCAUUAUUUUCUUCAUCCAAUAAUGAUGAUUUUUCACUCUUUUCGUCUUUGUCCGAUAGCGACGAUGAUGUAACUUUGGUCUCUAGUGAUAGAGAGGACACCAGUUCGGCGAAUCGGCGGAGGAGGAGCCAUAGGCAUGAGCAUAAGCAUGGUCAUAGUCAUAGGAAAGGGCACGAGCAUGGAAGACACGCCACGAGUACGUCGACUAAACGUCCCGCGGAAGGGGUCGCAACGAAAGACGAUAAUAUUUGGCCUCGUGAAAAACGCUACCUGAAUGUACGCUUUCUGGAUGGUAGCCACGAAGAAAAACAACUAGUCGAGAGUCUUGUCGUGAAGUAUUACAACGCCAUUCCGAUGCGCAUCCGAUUUAGCUUUCUCAAGUCCUACGACCCCAGUUCUUCUGACAUCCGUAUCACUUUCAAAUGCCGGGGUCGCCCGUCGAGCUUUAUCGGCCGCGCGAACGAGACCAUUGCCAUUGAUCAGCCUACCAUGAAAUUGAAUAUGGGACGAGGCCGUGAUCAGGUACAAUCCGACAUCCUACACGAAUUCGGCCACGCGCUGGGCCUUGAACACGAGCAGAAGAAUCCUAACUGUAAACUCGAAUUCAAUCGUGACGCGCUGAAGAGAGAUGGGUACAAUGACGACGAUAUCGAUCGUAACUAUGGAAAGAGCCGCGUUAUUGGGAAUAGGACAACACCUUAUGACCCACAUUCCAUCAUGCACUACCCCGUCCGGAAAGGACAUACGGUGAACGGUAACACGGAGAUCGGGCUAAACACCGUCUUGUCGCAAGGCGACAGGCAGUUUCUCAUGGAAUUAUAUCCUGUCGAUCCCGAACCAAAGCAUAAGCAUAAGCACAAGUCCAAACCCAAGUUGUUAGAGCCCGCACUUGUCACCGAACCUACUACAACAACCGUCGCCAAAAGAACCCGACACAGGACCAAGGAGCAUCACCGACCAGACCGACUUCAGUCAGUGAGUGAAGUUGUGGGUAGCGUCUACGUCGGGAUCAGCAUGACCAAUGUCAACAGCGUAACGAUAUCGGGGUCCAGGAAUGUGAAUCGCAAUGGAAACGGAAUUGUAUGCAAGAGUUGCAGCAGCACUUCCGUGUGCGUAAAGUGCAAUGGCAUGGUUACGGUCUCUAGUAGUACGUCGUUCAGUGCAGUAUACUUUUGA
Daldinia vernicosa is the source of this 1191-nucleotide messenger RNA. RefSeq lists its product as uncharacterized. The record is from RefSeq and is a predicted model, not a curated record. Bases 1 to 1191 code for a protein of 396 amino acids. Gene Ontology annotation, biological process: proteolysis. NCBI's taxonomy places the organism in Eukaryota, Fungi, Ascomycota, Sordariomycetes, Xylariales, Hypoxylaceae. Gene Ontology annotation, molecular function: metalloendopeptidase activity; zinc ion binding. The transcript has a single exon.